Panonychus citri (citrus red mite) is the source of this 1322-nucleotide messenger RNA. Its product is annotated as ubiquitin-conjugating enzyme E2 S-like. The record is from RefSeq and is a predicted model, not a curated record. The transcript is spliced from 4 exons. Bases 148 to 792 code for a protein of 214 amino acids. NCBI's taxonomy places the organism in Eukaryota, Metazoa, Arthropoda, Arachnida, Trombidiformes, Tetranychidae.
UAGGAAUCAGCGAAUGGGCGGUGCAGCUGCGUAAACAGCGGUUUCUGUUGGAACUUCAGCUUGAAUUUAGUAACUGAAAUUAUUUUCUAAUUGUUAAUUAUUUUCUCUCCUUUUUUAAUAGAGUUAAUUAAUUAUUUCUUUCUUAAAAUGUCUUCGACAUCUUCCAACGUUGAAAAUUUAUCUCCUCAUGUAAUCAAACAAGUCACAAAAGAAUUACACAAAUUAGUUACUGAACCUUUGGAAGGAAUUAAAGUGAUCUUGAACGAUGAAGAUGUCACCAACAUUCAAGCCAUCAUUGAUGGGCCAGCUGGUACUCCAUAUUCUGGAGGAUCUUUUCGUGUUCGAUUGGUUUUAGUUCAAGAUUUUCCAUCUGCACCACCUAAGGCAUUCUUUACUACCAAAGUCUUCCAUCCUAAUGUAUCCAGAAGUGGUGAAAUCUGUGUGAAUACAUUGAAAAAAGAAUGGAAAUCUGAUCUCGGAAUCAAGCAUAUUCUCCUUACAAUCAAAUGUUUGCUUAUAGUUCCCAAUCCAGAAUCAGCUCUAAACGAAGAAGCCGGUAAAUUAUUAUUAGAACAUUAUGAUGAUUAUUGUAAACGAGCUCUGAUGAUGACAGAGAUCCACGCUCGUGCUCCAAAAGAAAAGAAGGAAACCAAUGAAAGUGAAUCUGCUGGAACAAGUUCCAAAAGUACGACAACAAAUAACGAAUCAAAUGAAAGUGCACCACCGACCAAGAGGCUAAAAACAAAGUCUAAUUUAGCUAAAGACAAAAAGAAAACCCUCAAGAGAUUAUGAAUGCUCCUGUUUUAGGAAGAACGUAAAUUGACUAUAAAUAUUUAGCAUCUUUGAUACUUAACGGAAGAAAAAAGUUUCUUUAUCUUUGCAUACCUUUAUUUCCUUCUCUUCUCUUCUCUUCUCUUUUCUUUCCUCUCUGUCUCUUUUGUACUUCUAUCAGUUUCAAUCAAACCGCUCAUUAACUGCGAGAGCUUUUUUUUCAUAAUUUCUUCCUAAUGCUCGAAGAUAUUAUGUUAACUGUGUAACCCUUGUAGCAAUAUUGUUUUCAAAGCAAACAAAGGGACAAACAUUCAACUUCUUUAAAGUUUAAACAAUUAUGUAUUUUCUUCCAAUCAACUAUCAAUCCACUAUUUAAGAGUAGGAAUACUUGAAAACUAUGUAAGAACCCCGUUCUGUAUAAUUUGAUCUUUUUUCGGAACAGUAUCAUGUUGAUGUUGAUCUACUAAAACGCUGUUCAUGAGAUGAAUCACAAAUCUGAUGUAAUUCUGUAAUUUCAUUAAUUUGAAUGAAAAACCUUUUUUUAUAUCUCA